AUGAGAGACAAACAAGUUAAUAGUAUACUUUACUUGGUUUUUCUGUUCUUUGUUUUUAAAGUAAUAUGUAUUAGUGCUGUGGAUGAAUUUCCAGACCCAUUAACUAGCGCUAAUUUUGAAGAUGAAAUUAAAACUGGAUAUCAUAUAAUAGAAUUUUAUAGUCCAUAUUGUUCUCAUUGCAAAAGUUUAGCACCGAUAUGGAAAGAAACUUGGGAAAAGUUUCAAAAAGAAUCUGCUAGUUCGAAACUUAAAUUUUCCCAAGUGAAUUGUGUCGAGAGUGGUGAUUUGUGCUCACAAGAAAAGGUAAGAGCAUAUCCAAAAGUAAGUUUAUAUCAAAACGGGAGCUUUAUUAAAGAUUAUCCUGAUGGAAAUAAGAGAACUGUCGAACAGUUUAUUAAAUUUGCAAAUGAAGUGAUUCAGGAAAAUACAGAAAACGAAACUGAUUCGACAAUUGAUGCAAUUAGCAAUUUAUCUAAAGAAACUAUUCCAUUGGACAAGGAAGCAAUAAUUAAUUUAUUAGCUGGAGGAGCCAAAUUCCCUUAUUUUAUAUCUUUUUGGCCGUCUGACUUAAAUUAUCAAGAUGAUAGCUUUACUUUUACAAAUUGUAAAGAUUGUGAAACUUUUAAGGAAAAAUGGAAGUCAAUAUCCGAACAUUUAUCUGAUUCAGGUAUCCAAGGUGCUCAUUUCGAUUGUAAAAAGUAUCCGGAGGUUUGCAAGCAAUUGAAUUUUCAGGAGUUAACAAUUAAAGAUAAAGAGAAGUCUCCUAUUUUAUUGUUACUUGUUCCUAUGAGAAAAACUAACAAUAUUUUUGAGUUUAAAGAUUCCUUAGAUUCACCUGAAUCAAUGAUAUUGGAUUUUGCAACAAGAACAUCGUUCAAUGCUCAACUUAAACAUAUCACAAAGGGAGAAAUUAAUGAAAUAAUCAAUCGUAAGGUUGAUUAUAAUAACUCCAGGUCCGCUAACAAACUAUUUUUAGUAUUUCAAUAUAACGAAACUCAGGUAUUUCAGGAGGAUUUUGUAGUAUUGGAAUAUUUGAUUGAAAUACUAAAUAAUUAUGAAAACAUAUAUCUUUAUCAAUGUAAAGAUGACUUAAGAACAUUGAUAUUGAAUUCCUACGACAGGUUCGUCGAUCUAAUUAAUUAUAAUGCUACAGAAUCUAAAAAAAGAAGAAAUGAUGAGUACAUUAAUAUGUAUUCAAUUACACAAAAACCCACAUUUUUUAUUUUUAGAGAAGGUGAUUUGCUUUCUUCAGCUUUCAAUUCUUAUUCAACAGCUGAAUUUAGAUCUCCGGGAUAUAUUGUAUCUUGGCUGGAUCAGGUAAACUUAACUAAAUUAACAGAGGUAACAGAAGAUAAUUUUUCAAUGUUAUUACAAUAUGCAAAUGACAUAUACCAGAUCAUUACUAUUCAACUAAUAGACACAUCUUCUGAAGAUAUGAUUAAUCAGAGUAAUCAAUAUUUGGAUAAUUACUUGUUAGCACUUGAUGAUUAUGAGCAUACAAGGAUGGGUUAUUUGGUAAAAUUAAUUAAUAAAAAAAGAACUGAUAAAAGCAAUAAAUUAGAUAAGAUGAAAAAUAAUAAAGUUGAUGACAAAACAAUAGUGAGAACAAAAUUACAACAAUUAGAGUAUGAUUUUAAUAAGAAAAUUUUAAUUGCGUACAUUGAUAUUUCAGAGAAUUUGGAUUUGUUAAACUCAUAUGGUAUCAAACCUAAAGACAGAGAAUUUGAAGUAGGCGACAUCAUUAUUAUUAACAAGCAAACGCUGAAAGUUUAUUAUUCUGAUAUAUCUGGAAAGGACUUAAGAGCUAGUUCUCCUUUUGAAUUGAGGGAAAGUUUAACUAGUGUGUCAAUUCCAGAGAUUUCAAAUUUUAAAAUGAAGGGUAAAGUAUUGAGUAAAAUUCAUAAAUCACCCUCAAAAUCUUUGCAUUUUAACAUAUCACAUCAUUUAUCCCCUCAAAAUGCAAUAAUAUGCAUAGUAGUUGUUAUUCUGAUAAUUUUUAGGAAGUUUAUCAGACAUAGAGUUGCUAAACUACUACGAAAGUCAGAAAACAAUGAUGCUGCCUCUAACAAUGAGUUUACAUUAACAAAAUCAAAAUUUAACGACUAA
This is a messenger RNA of Tetrapisispora phaffii CBS 4417, 2106 nucleotides long. RefSeq names its product protein disulfide isomerase EPS1 (gene EPS1). Gene Ontology annotation, molecular function: protein disulfide isomerase activity. Gene Ontology annotation, biological process: protein folding. Gene Ontology annotation, cellular component: endoplasmic reticulum. The transcript has a single exon. The record is from RefSeq and is a predicted model, not a curated record. Lineage: Eukaryota; Fungi; Ascomycota; Saccharomycetes; Saccharomycetales; Saccharomycetaceae. The coding region runs from base 1 to 2106 and encodes 701 amino acids.